CCCUACCCUUCGGACUCCAUAUAUAUUUUGACUCUAUAUAUGUGGGCACUUGAUAUCUAUGAGGGUUCACCCACCCCGGUUACAGCAUUCCUUUCUAUUGCGCCUAAAAUCUCAAUUUCUGCUAAUAUUUCAUGUGUUUCUAUUUAUGGUUCUUAUGGAGCUACAUUGCAACAAAUCUUCUUUUUCUGCAGCAUUGCUUCUAUGAUCUUAGGAGCACUGGCCGCCAUGGCCCAAAUGAAAGUAAAAAGACUUCUAGCUCAUAGUUCAAUUGGACAUGUAGGUUAUAUUCGUACUGGUUUCUCAUGCGGAACCAUGGAAGCAAUUCAAUCACUACUAAUUGGUAUCUUUAUUUCUGCAUCAACGAUGAUAGAUGCAUUCGCCAUAGUUUUAGCAUUACGGCAAACCCGUGUCAAAUAUAUAGCUGAUUUGGGUGCUUUAGCCAAAACGAAUCCUAUUUUAGCUAUUACCUUCUCCAUUACUAUGUUCUCAUACGCAGGAAUACCCCCGUUAGCCAACUUUUGUAGAAAAUUCUAUUUGUUCUUCGCUGCUUUGGGUUGUGGGGCUUACUUCCUAGCCCCAGUAGGAGUAGUGACUAGCGUUAUAUGUCGUUGGGCGGCCGGAAGGUUGCCAUGA
Lycium barbarum (goji berry) is the source of this 633-nucleotide messenger RNA. Its product is annotated as NADH-ubiquinone oxidoreductase chain 2-like. Lineage: Eukaryota; Viridiplantae; Streptophyta; Magnoliopsida; Solanales; Solanaceae. The transcript has a single exon. The record is from RefSeq and is a predicted model, not a curated record. Bases 40 to 633 code for a protein of 197 amino acids.